AUGUUCGCGCCGCCCGUCAACCGCGCCAUGAAGGUGCUGGACCGCAGCUUCUUCCAGAAAACUGUGCCCGCAUCCGCCGCGAGAAUCUUCAAGCCCCAGGACAUUGCGCGCUGCCGCAAGGAGCUGCAGCUCAGCAAAGACACGCUGCCCAACAACCGCAUACAGCCCGUGCGAACAGAUCCCGAUGCAGAAAGAGCGCAGAAAGGGGGCAAAUGUCUCAUCUUGAAGCCUGAGAUUGUACCCAACGAUCGCACGACAUGGAGCCCUAGGCUGCGCGACCUCGAGCAGGAUGGCACGCUCGGUGUCAUUCCAUACCAGCUGCACCUUGACUACGACUACUUCACCUACUCGGAGAUCACCAGCGCAACGAUCCCCCCACCAGAGAAGAAGAACGACGACGAGAUACCCCAAGGCUUCACGCUCGCCGGUCACGUGGCCCACCUGAACCUGCGCGAGCGCUACUGGCCCUACAAGCACCUCAUCGCGACCGUGCUUGCCGACAAGAACCCCAUGGUGAAGACCGUCAUCAACAAACUCGACAACGUCGGCAGCGAGAACGCCUUCCGCACAUUCCAAUACGAAGUCCUCGUCGGCGAAGACGACCUCAAUGUCGAAGUCCACGAGCAGGGCUGCACGUUCAAAUUUGACUUUGCAAAAGUCUACUGGAACACGCGCCUGCACACCGAGCACGAGCGGUUAUGCGACAUCUUCCAAGAAGGGGAAGCCAUCUGCGACGUCACAGCGGGCGUGGGUCCCUUCGCCGUGCCAGCAGGGAAGAAGCGGUGUUUCGUGUGGGCCAACGAUUUGAACCCCGAGAGCUACAAGAGCCUGGAGAACAACAUCAAGAUCAACAAAGUCGGCCAUUCUGUGCGCGCUUUUAACUCGGAUGGCGCGGAUUUCAUCCGCACUGCGUCGCACGCGCUGCUUACGAGCAAGCACUCAGUCGAUGUAAUGCCCAAAACCAAAUUCUCGCGCUCCAACCCACCAAAGAAGAAGCCCGCGCCCCUCAAAACCCUCACACAACCGCGCAUCUUCAGCCAUUAUGUCAUGAACCUGCCCGCCUCGGGCAUAAACUUCGUCUCCAGCUUCGUCGGCCUGUACGCCAACGUGCCCGGCGUGCCAGUCGAGGAAAUCAAGAAGCUGUUCGAGGGCCGGAAGAUGCCAAUGGUGCAUGUACAUUGCUUCAGCACCAAGAGCGACGACAAUGUCAAGGAGAAGGAGGAGAUUUGUGAAGAGUUGUCCAGACAAAUGGGCUACACUAUCACUCCUGACAUGCCCGAGGUAGACAUUUACGAUGUUAGGGAUGUGGCGCCGAAGAAAAGGAUGUUCUGCGCGACGUUCAGAUUGCCUGAGGAGGUCGCCUUCAGACAGGCCUAA
Molecule: messenger RNA, 1377 nt
Organism: Macroventuria anomochaeta
Lineage: Eukaryota; Fungi; Ascomycota; Dothideomycetes; Pleosporales; Didymellaceae
Product: guanine(37)-N1-methyltransferase
Exons: 2
Coding region: 1-1377 (458 amino acids)
Biological process (GO): mitochondrial tRNA methylation; tRNA N1-guanine methylation
Cellular component (GO): cytoplasm; mitochondrial matrix
Source: RefSeq, a predicted model, not a curated record